This is a messenger RNA of Archocentrus centrarchus (flier cichlid), 5048 nucleotides long. RefSeq names its product SR-related CTD-associated factor 1 (gene scaf1). The transcript has 6 exons. The record is from RefSeq and is a predicted model, not a curated record. Bases 285 to 4415 code for a protein of 1376 amino acids. Gene Ontology annotation, molecular function: RNA polymerase II C-terminal domain binding. Lineage: Eukaryota; Metazoa; Chordata; Actinopteri; Cichliformes; Cichlidae.
UCUUUGUCGUCCGGUUUCAGGGGAAGGAAGAUGGCGGUGACUGGUGGAACAGAUCUGUUUCGAGUACUGGUGCGAUUUUAAGCGACAAAAGCAGCGUGUGCUUAAUUUUAUCGCCUGAUUGAAUGUCUGAGGUAGUAGUAGCCAGUAAACCCAAAGCCGGGGCUUUGACCUGCGACUUAAGAUUUCCGGACUGAAGGUUGCUUCCUGGAGCUGUGUUUUGUGGUGUGACCUACCAGUCCCUAGGUAUCACAGUCUGACUUCUGACCCACAAGUUUUUCUGGCUCAUGGACUUGACUUCAGCAACAGGCUUCAAAAGGAGGCCUGGUGCCUCCUCUUCACCUGGUGGAGUUGAAGAGACUGCAAAGAGCCCUCCUUCCUAUUCACCUUCACUGUCUGCAUCGUCUCCUUCAAGUGAACUGUCUUCACCUCUGUCUACAUCCUCCUCUAUGUGUGCCAACUCAUCAAGUUAUCAAAACCAUGUAAAAAGUCAGUUCAAGGGAACAGAGGUGGCCAGGGUUUCCUCCACUUCUGCCUCUCUAGCUACGCAGUCUCUCUCUAAGCCUACGUCCAGUACCACCUCCUCAGGUUGUUUCCCUAACACUUUAAUGCAACAAAGUGUGGAUUGUGAAAAAGAGGAGAGGAAAAGGGUGAUGUACGAUCCUUUCAAUCCAAAUAAUGGAGAUAAAGAAGGGACAGAAAAGAAGGAGGUGGGAGAAGGUGAGAAAUAUGACCCUUUUGACCCCACUGGUUCCCCAGCAUCAGAUGUUGAUGAUGGGAGUGGCAAAGGGAGGGUAGUGAAGAGAAAUGCUGUGAGAGAAGAAAAGGGGGAGGAGCCUCCAGAUUCCACGGACACCUUGACUGACCUUCCAAGCCCCUGUCUGCCCACUCAGCUCCCUCUGAGGAGGAGGGUGGACUGUAGCACCAUGAAAGCUGGAGUGCAGAGUGCUGACUCUGAUAACUCUGAAAUAGAGGAGGGGGAGAUAGUUGGAGCUGCUGAAAGAGAUGGAAGCAAUAAGAGACCUGUGGAGGAAGUCCUCCCCCUGAGUUCUCCCAGCGUCUCCUUCUUUGGGUCAAAGCCAGAACGAAUCCUCAGAGUACUAGAUGGCGAUGGCUUUGUGUCUGUGUGCACAGAGGGCAGCUGGGAAGUAGACAGGGAGCUUAAGGAUGAGCCUGUGGUAGGAGUAGAGGAUCUGAGAAGGAAGCUGGUCAGCAGAAGGAAGGAACGAUAUCUCUCCUUUCCUGCUUCUUCACCCCUCUCUCCUAACCCACCACCACCACCACCACCACCUCCUUCUUCUCAUCGUCCAGUUUCUACAUCAUCUUCCCCUCUAACACCUCCUGAAGAUCAGGGCAGCAAGUGUCACAAAUCCUCCAAGAGUUCCAAGGGCAACAGCCGACAGAAAAGCAAAGAUAGGAAGGACGGCGAAAAGGAGAAUAGAAGAAAAAAGAGAAGGAAGGGCAAAGAAGGGGGUCAGGAGAGGAGCAAAAAAAAGGAGCAAGGGCAUAAGACUGGGAAGGAGGAUAAAGGAGGGAGGAGCAGUAGGAGCAGUAGUCGGAAGAGGAAGAAGAGAUGGCACAGCAGCCCAGAGACUUCACGAUCGUGUAAUUCUUUAGGAAGAGGGGGCCACACGAGAUGGUCAUUUUCAAGCCUGUCUGAAGAAAGGCACAAAGAGAGGGAAAGGAAUAAGGACAGAAACAGGGGCAGAAGUAGAGACAGAGAGAGAGACAGGGACAGAGAGAGAGCGACAGACAGAGAUAGAGGGAGGGAACACAGUCGCAUCAGUAGCCACAGAAACGAUGGAAGAGAUCAAGAUUUUAGCCCUAGAAAGAGGGAGAGGGAAAGGACGGGAAGACAUCAUUCAAGGAGUAGAGAGCGAGGCCUUUCAGAGAGGUCCAAAAGAAGCAGGGAAAAGAUUGAAGACAGCAGAGAUAGGCAACAUGAGAGGGACCGGCGAAGGGACGGUCGUCCUGUUGUUCCUCCAUCCAUCCAAGAUCUCAGUGGGUCCGACCUCUUCGCUAUCAAGCGAACCAUUACAGUCACAACCACCACAACAACCACUACCGUUCCCGGCUCCCCAAGACUCACCCCACCCUCUCCUUGUAGGGCUGCAAAGGACGCUGACAAGCCCCGAAAAAAGAAGAGAAAAUGGCACUCAGCUGGAGAGGCAGAGGACCAAGGAAGUUGUCAGAGCCGAUCACAGUCACGCUCUCCACCGAGGUAUCACAGCUAUGAGUCAGACCGCUAUUCAGACAAAUUGGAGAUCGAUGUGUUAUCUUUGGAUGGCGAAGCUUUGGACUCAGACUACCCAUCUUUAGAGGAUACGCCUCCUGCUACGCUCCCUCCAGAACCUCCUGUCCCCAGCCCCAAAACUAAAACUACCCCAAAGACUGGACAUCAACCAAAAAAGAAAUCUCGCACAUUAAAGAAAAUUGGCCAGUCUGAGUCUUUGUCCUCUGCCAGUACAACCAAAAGCAAAUGCCUCUCAUCACUGAUGGUCACUUCAGGAUCUGCCCCUGUUUCACCUGGGUUCCCCUCAACAAAGCGGACCAGGAAAAUAAGAAAAGACAAAGACAGAGACAAAGAGAGCAGAAAGGAUAUGAGCCGCUCUGGGAAGUCCAAGAAAGCGAGUGGUGGCCGGAAAGGUAAGCUUCAGUCAAAAGUGUCUGUUCUGGUGCGUGAAGGUGUGAGUAGCACUACAGGAGCUUCAGUUGGCUCUGGAAAACUGAGCAUGGACCUUCUAGGGCCCGGAGGCACAGGAGGGAGUGCUGGGGGGUCGGUGGUAGGCGGCUCAAUUGCCGUAGUCUUCUGCAGGGACAAUGAAAGCAGGUCACCGUUUCUGAAACCCUGCUCAGAACCGCUGUCACUGGGUGGGCGCAGUAAAGACCUAGCCAGUAUGGGAAAACGCAGUCUAACUGCACCACCAUCAUCCUUAGCCAGUCCUGCAGGACUGAAAUCCAAGAAAGCAAAACCCAGCUCCAUUACAUCCACCUCCUCCUCAGCUUCCUCCCCUUCAUCUUCUCUGAUAUCCAAGCGCCGCCGCCGCCUGGCCAAGAAGACAAGAGAAAAGGCUAAAGCAGUAGGGCUGACUGCUGGAGGUGGCAGCCAAACUAAAGCAAUGUCCGAAGCCUGGGGCGGGAGUAUCUCCUUAGACGUUCAGUCAGGUGUUGGAGAUGUGAGCAAGUCUGUCAGUCCACAUACUGGCCAAGCUGGCCCUACACCCUGCUCUUCCUCCUCUUCCACAUCUUCUUCCACCAGUGUGCUCCCACCAUCCUCAUCACCACCUCACACCCCUCCAGCAUCUAUCGCUCCAUUGCGGGACACCAGGGACUCUUCGCCAGACUCUCAAACUGUGGACAGCAGCUGUAAGACUCCAGAUGCUUCUUUCUUAGCUGAGGACUGUCCAACUCAGACUAGUCCCACUCUGCCAGCAUCCAGUCCUUCCAACCUGUCCACCUCCCAAGGAGCGGUUCUGAGCAACGCUCCAUCCACGGCCAAGCUCCCAAAUCCAGAUGACGCACCAAAAUCUCUGGGCUCACCUCCUUCCUCGUCCUCAUCAGCCCUCUGUGGUCUCCCUUCUAUGUCUCUGCCUCUGUCUUCUUCUGACCCAUCCUCUUCUGUGUCCUCCUCAUCUGCCGGUAAGCCGCCCCCUCCUCCUCCCCCUCCGGCAGCACCUGCGCUUCCUUGGAGUCUGCAGACUGGGGUGGACUGCACAACCGGCGGUGUCUUAGCAUUGACUGCUCUGCUCUUCAAAAUGGAGGAGGCCAACAUCGCCAGCAGAGCGAAAGCACAAGAAUUUAUUCAAGCAACCAGCCAGAUACUCUCACAGGCCAAUCAGAACCAGUCCCAGCAGCACGCUCCUCCUCCUUCAGCCUCCUCCUCCUCAUCCUCACAGAUUCCUCCCCCUCCCGCUCUCCCUCCACCUGCUGGUCUAAGCCCAGCUCAGUUCAUUCUACACGGCUCCCUCCCAUUAGUUAGCUGCACUAAAACUCCACCUUCACACCUACACCCUUCAAUGGGAGGUGGAUGUGCACAGACUCCACCCUCCAUCGUACCUGUGGGGAUGACAGGAGUGACUGGGAGUUCUAGUGACACUGGAUGGGACAACGAGAGCAAAGACCCUGAUAAGUACCUGAAGAAGCUGCAUACGCAGGAGCGAGCAGUAGAGGAGGUGAAGCUUGCCAUCAAACCCUACUAUCAACGCAAAGACAUCAACAAGGAAGAAUACAAAGACAUCCUUAGGAAAGCAGUGCAUAAGAUCUGCCACAGCCGCACCGGAGAAAUCAAUCCAGUCAAAGUCAGCAACCUCAUAAAGCUGUAUGUUCAGCGCUACAAAUACUUCCGGAAACACGGCCGCAAAAUGGACGAGGAUGAACGGGAUGACAGGGAGCCGGGAGCGCUGCAUUCCUCUGCCUGAUAGGCCGCUGUUUUUUUAACAGAUGUUUCACCCUUUCCACCUUCUGCUCAACACUAGAGCCAUUCACUGAUUGACAUUGUCUGAUUUUAGUUUCCUUGUCUAUACUUUUAUGUUAUCUUGUACAAGUUUCUAUCCUCAUCUCUGAAAUCGCGCUGUAAAUAUGCCUUUCAAAAUGUAUCAUGAACACAAGGUUCAGUUAGUAGAUCCUGUCGUAGACACUUGUGUGAGCUAAUACAGCUCCGUAUUCAGCCCUGCAAUAAAUACUACCUUUGUGAAGGUUACAGUUCUUAGUUGAUUGAGUUUGUUAGAAGUUUUACAAUAGUGGUGCUAAUGACAGGAUUUUUCCCCCAAUAGCACUGAAUUAAAUGUUCAUAAUGACGCUCUACCCAACCUCUCCUUUGUAUCAAAAUUGAAGUUGAGGGGAGAUGCACACCAAAAUGUGCUGUACAAUACUAAAUAACACUACUCCAUCUCCCCUGUUUUCACGUCUGUGUCUUUGCAGGCAGUAUGUAUGCUGAGACUGUCAGUAAGUCUCACUUCUUUUGUGUAUUCUGUGCAUGUGUUACUGAGAUCAAGGGUUACUCAAUUUAUAAAAUGACUUGACCAACAUAAUAUAAAUGUUGCUUGAACACU